ACAACCUCAACUGACACAGCUACCUGUCCACGAGCCGCGCGGCAAGCUCAUCAUGCCAAAAAGAAAUGCCUUGACUGAGGAGCAAAUUGAGCGGAGGCGCAGUAUCGACAGAGCCGCUCAACGUAAUGCGCGCGCAAAGACAAAGGCACGCAUCAAGGAGCUAGAGCGUCUAGUUGACUCGCUUCAGACGAGUCAGGGUGACGAACGACUCCAGAAUGUGAUGAUGAUGCUGGAGCAGCAGCAAGAGGAGACUAGGAAGCUGAAAAGUACCCUUGAGGCUGUUCGAAAACUUGUUGGCGAAAACCUCUCGCUGUCGCCAGGUCCACAGCCUGAUGCGGGAAGCGAGAAUGAUGAUGGGAAGGUGUUUCCACAACCGCGCAGCGUCACCAGUGGAGACACACUGCAUGAUCCAACAUCACAUCCAGCUGCACCCUCUUCCCAAAGAUCGUUUGGAAGCACAAGCCCUCAGCGAUUCGAUUUUCCGGAGCACCUUCGCCCUGCCCAGGGAUUUCCAGUGAAGCUGCCAACGUGGAAAUCAGUGAACAACGCUCUCGAGAAAGCCGUCGAGGCAUUGCGCCAGGAAACCCAGAUUUCACUGCCAGCUGACAUCGACAUCGCCAUACGUGCUGUGGUUGAUGGCUGGACAGCAGCAAAGUCGGCACGGUCGCUAGAUCUUGGUUGGAUUAUCCUCAAACAAAUCGACCAACAUGUAUUUUGUGACACUAGCCCUGCAACUCGUUUAGCGAUACUUCGGGCCAUGCGCUUGAACUUGCUCAAACUGGUUGACUCAAGACAUUCUGAGACAAUUGUGCCUGCAUUUUAUCGUCAAAGGCCAUCUCAGCGAAUGAUCAGGCAUCCGGUACUAGUUGACUUCUUCGUGUGGCCAGAUCUUCGAGAUCAUAUUCUCUUGUCGCCUUCAUUAUAUCAGCCAGAUGUUUUUGCAUCGCGAUUCUCUAAAAAUGUUCACUUCCUAUGGGCUGACAAUCUCUCAAAUUUAUAUACUCUAGAUCAUUUCUCUGGAACUUACAGUUUCAGUCAACAUUUCGAUUCGCGCUUCCAAGACAUCAAUUGUUGGACGUUGUCAUCGGACUUCUUUGUCCACUAUCCCCAGUUGAUUGGCGUUGUGCCAAUUUACAAUGCAAUGCCGCCUAGUCUUGUCCUUCGGAUUCCUACGAGCGGACACGGCAAUUCGACACAAGAAGUGUCCAGUGACUUUGGCGACGGAAUGGACGCGGAGGGAAAUAUGUCGGCCUUCCAUACCUUUGGCGAAGGAACCACAUGGGCCGGUCCAAAUAUGUUUGGAAUCAAUCAAUGAGAUUGUUGUCUCCCUGCUUACGCGUUGAAUUUCGCAACAGUGAGAAAAUGAGGCUGUAUGGAACGGAUUUUGGUCGACGAUGACUUGUUGAAAAGUUCGUUGACGCAAUAGUUACGCUGUUAAAGACCAAUAAUCACGCAUCGCAGUAAAGCCCGGUGUGGUAUUCGUUUGGGCUGGUUCUUCAACGAGCUACUUCAGGUGAUGCAAUUCUUGGCUCACGUCGGGAACAACUAUUUCGCAAUAGCCCUCCAUCGGUACCUUACCCUCCGCCUUCAGCUACUUGCUGUAUUGCUUGGAUAUGUCCACUUACUACAUGUUAAACUAAAAAUGUUAUACAACAUCAAGCAAGAUUUGAUACGAUUCAUCGUCGAAAUCACACUUGCUAUGCAGGAACUGUUCAUUAGCGGGCAACAUUCCUGCAGUAUGAUCUGGAUUGACGAAAGGUCUACUUGUACACUUGGUGUGAAGAGUUCCAUCGGCAUUUCACUGUUUGAUUUAAUACUGCAAUCGGCUGCACGAAUCAUUUGGACAUAUCUCUCUCUAUUGGUGACUCAUCAAUGAGAAGCACAUGAUCACUACCUUCAACUGAAAGUGAAUAUCAAAUGAAGCCAAUCGUUUCAUGUGCGAAAAUUGUCUUCAUAAAAAGAGUGUGUAUUUCAAAUUGUGGGUCAUACUGCUAUAUAGAUAUCAGGACCCGAUAUCUUGACUUCGUUCGGAAAGUACGAGAAACUAGAUGGCUCAAAUUGAAAUAUGCGGGCACAGUCAUAGACUGUCGCGUCGCAGUGCAAGAUUUCCUUUCUCCUGCGCUUCUUCUGCUCUGCGUUCGAGAUCAUGGGAUUCGAAAUCUUGCAUCUUCAUCGUUGGUACAAACCAUGGCGCAUUGGUAAAGAGAUAAUUCAUCUCCUCAAGAGGACGCUUCUUGGUUUCCGGCAUGAACGCCCAGAAAAACACGGCGUUUGUAAAGUUGCAAACCUACAACUCGUCAACAUGUUGAAGUCAGGUUUCUGCGAACAACUCACGCAGAAUAGAAAAUACCACCUGUACUUGAUAGUCUUCAUAGCAGUACUUGUGGUUUGACCAAUCAUUGUGUUGAAUGCGAAACUAGUCAUGGUUGCAAUACUGACACCUUUUGCACGCGUGCGAGUGUCGAAGAUUUCGGCAGGGAUGAUCCAGCUUAACGGGCCACAUGUUGCCGAGAACGAGAAAUUGUAAAGCCAGGUCAU
Molecule: messenger RNA, 2538 nt
Organism: Verruconis gallopava
Lineage: Eukaryota; Fungi; Ascomycota; Dothideomycetes; Venturiales; Sympoventuriaceae
Exons: 5
Coding region: 53-1315 (420 amino acids)
Source: RefSeq, a predicted model, not a curated record